AGUGUUGUUUUCACCAGCCAGGAGAUAAUAAUAAAUGUUGUUGUCGCUGAGCAGGUCGGUCACUUUCAGUUCCUCUAUUAACACGUACACACACACAGGCACACACACACUUUUGGAUUGAUAUUUUGUACGUGAUGAGUCAGAGAUCUGAAAGGCGAGGGAUCCAUGUGGAUCAGUCAGAGCUGCUGUGUAAGAAAGGCUGUGGUUAUUAUGGAAACGCGGCAUGGCAGGGGCUGUGCUCGAAGUGCUGGAGGGAGGAGUACCAGCGUGCACGACAGAAACAGAUCCAGGAGGACUGGGAACUGGCUGAGAAGUUACAGAGGGAAGAGGACGCAGCUUACGCCAGCAGUCACGUCCCUCCGUCUCAGUCCUCUCUCACGCCCUUCUCCAAGUUCGAGGAGAAAAAGACCAACGAGAAAACACGCAAAGUGACGACGGUGAAGAAGUUCUUCAGUCCAUCUUCACGGAGCAACACGAAGAAAGAGAAAGAGUGGAAUGAGGAGAGUGAGAAAGGCAAAGAGAGGCAGAGGGAGGGAAGAGAGCAGGUGCAGGGAAGGAGGGAGAGUCAUGGAGAGAUGCUGCUGCGAGAUCUGAAGGGCAUUUUUACACACUCGUUGGAGCGCGGCUUUCCGACCGAAGAGAGUCAUGAAGCGAAAUCUCACAGCCCUUCGUUUGCUCGUCGGUCAAGUGUGGAGACGGAUCAGGUAUCCAGGGAGUUUGUGGAUUUCCUGAGGAGUCUGAAACCAGGAAGAGAAAUUCACAAACAGAGCCGAGCCUUUGUGGAGAGCAUGGGGAAUAAAAAGGACCUCGGUGCUGAUGAGCUCUCAGAGUGUGUGCAGGAUUUCUACCAGAACAUGUCUGAUCGUCUCCUCACUCACUUCAAAGGUUCCUCUGAGAAGGUGGAGCGAGUGAUGGACCAGGUGGAGAAGUACAUCAUGACUCGUCUCUAUAAGAGUAUGUUCUGUCCUGAGACCACUGAUGACGAGAAGAAAGAUCUGAGUACGCAGCACCGAAUCCGGGCAUUACAUUGGGUGACCAUCCAGAUGUUAUGUGUUCCUGUGGAUGAAGAAAUUCCAGAAGCAGCUGAUAGUGUAGUGAAGGCCAUUACAGAUAUAAUCGAGAUGGACUCUAAGCGUGUGCCCAGAGAUAAACUGGCCUGCAUCACCAGCUGCAGCAAACACAUCUUCAACGCCAUCAUGGUGACCAAGAAGGAGCCGGCAUCAGCCGACGAUUUCCUCCCCACCCUGAUCUACAUCGUGCUGAAGGCCAACCCUCCACGCCUUCAGUCCAACAUCCAGUACAUCACUCGCUUCUGCAACCCCAGCCGACUGAUGAGCGGAGAGGACGGCUACUACUUCACCAACCUGUGCUGUGCGGUGGCGUUUAUCGAGAAGCUGGACGCUCACUCCCUCAACCUGAGCGUGGAGGAUUUUGAGCGCUACAUGUGCGGCGGUAGCGGUUCCGGUGACGAAUCCCCAUGCAGGAGAUCCGAACCCCCAUCCCAGUGGCUGCUCGAGCCUCUCUCGGCUCUCCAGGACCGUCAGCAGCGGGUUCUGGAGGAGGCGCAGGAUCUGCAGAUCGAGAUCCAGCGCUGGCAGGAGAGUGUGAGUCGCGAGGUGCAGGACAUCAUCAGCAAAUACCCACUGGAGAUCAAAAGGCAAGCGGCACACGCCAUCGACUGUGAGAACGAGGAGAACGACAGGCUGCCUCCGCCCCUGCAACCUCAAGUGUUCACCACCUAGACCUCCUGUCCACAUUACUGGAGUCAGUGUGAGUCAGUGUGAGUCAGUGUGAGUCAGUGUGAGUCAGUGAGUCCAGUCCCUUUCAGAUUAACACUACAACUAAAGUAAUCAUUAAUACAUUUUGCUUACAACUGCAGGUUUUUUAGAGCCUGUGGUAUCCUGUUGAGUUUUAAACCUAAAUAUUUAUUUAAUUUUGUGUUUUAAGACAAACAAUUAACUGAUUCGACUUGUGAACACGAUGACGCUGCUUAUUGAAUUUAUAUUUUUCUUCACUGAACCUAAUCUGAAUUUUUAUUACAUAUGAAACUGACCAAGUGCUGACCUGUACUGUGUGUGGGUGAGAAUUUGUGACUGUGUGCAAUGGUGUGUGUCUACAAACACACACACACACACACACACACAGAAUUGUAAUAUUGACGUGUGACCUUCACCCUCCCACAGUGUACAGACAGUCUGCUAUUUCACAUGCAGCUUUGCAGACGUUUAAAUGACACCUGAGGAAGUGUUAUAAUCAUUUAAUAAUAUUAAUAAUAAUAAUAAUGAUGGUUAUGGUUAUGACAUUCCUGCGUUCGUAACUCUCAUUGUGACAACAGUUUUUUCCUCCUGAGCUUUUAAUUAGUCCUGACGUGAAGGUCACGGAGAUUAUCAGUGUUCACUUCACUGCAAUGGUUUAGUCAUUUCACACUGCACACUGGGAUUAGUGUCUUUUAGGGCAUAUGGUGCUGCCUUACUAGGGCUUAAUGAUUAUUGAAACACAACCCAAACCCUUUCAGAAUCUGGUUACUCUCCUGUGUGCUCUCCAGUGGUCACUCCCAUGAUGAUGAUGAGGAUGAGACAAGUCCAUUUCUCAUUCUCAUGUAAAUCUGAUCUGAUGAUCAUCUCUGAAUCACACAGACUAGCAACUAAACCAUGGAGGUGAUAAACUGAAAAACACAUCUGCUUUAAUAUCAAACUACAUUUAAACAUAAAAAAUACUCUACACACACACACACACACACACACACUGCAUGAAUAAAUGGACACUGACUACUUUUAAAGGGCAUUGCUUGAAAAUAUGUAAAUAAAUCUUCAUAAAGUCUCUAAAGAGAUUCACCAGGUACACUGUAAAUGUUUGUGUAAAUGCUCGACUUUUUUUCUGCUUUUAAUAUUAAUAUAAUGUACAGUUGUGUGACGAUCAGUUGUACGUUAAACUGCAAUAUAUAUAUAACUAUACAUGCUUUAUGAAAUACUGUAGUCAUCAGGAGUACAGGGUUCUGCUCAAAGACAUACAUUUAAAGGGAUACCGGAUGUGUUCGUCACAAUUCACAAUUAGGGCUCUUGGGGGCGUGGCUAUUAUACUAGGUGACAUUUGAUUGGAUUUGUCUUAAUUAUUUAAAUCUUCUUUUUCAUUUCAAUAACUGAUCAGUAAAAACCUGCUGAAUGUGAGUGGUGCAUUUAUUAAGAGUUUAUAACCAUGUUAGAAACACCGACUACAGCCUGAGGAGUGUGAUUGGUUUAAAGCAUGUAAUGGGGACUGAUCCAGAGAACACACACACACACACACACACACACACACUAACUCUAAUUGUGAUGAAAGUGCAGUGGUGUGAGACUGGUUGUAUUCAUAAAGCACACACGACUGAAUGGGAUGUCCUGUAAAAUGAAAAAUGAAUAAAUAAAUAAAUAACA
Molecule: messenger RNA, 3410 nt
Organism: Silurus meridionalis
Lineage: Eukaryota; Metazoa; Chordata; Actinopteri; Siluriformes; Siluridae
Gene: rabgef1
Product: RAB guanine nucleotide exchange factor (GEF) 1
Exons: 10
Coding region: 135-1742 (535 amino acids)
Biological process (GO): vesicle-mediated transport
Cellular component (GO): endocytic vesicle; cytosol
Molecular function (GO): small GTPase binding; guanyl-nucleotide exchange factor activity; DNA binding
Source: RefSeq, a predicted model, not a curated record